AAAGAUAGAACGGUUACAACUUCAUAAAAUCAUGGGCCAUCGCGUUUAGUUUGUCAAUAAAUAGGAUAAAUGCCUGAUGGACUCUUACAAAAGUCGUCUCUUGACAACGCGGAAGACCAAGAGGUUCAGGCUAUCAUAGUCAAGGUUGACGCAUGUCGACAAAACCUCAUGGAUUGCAAAGCUGUGUAUGACGGACUGCCAAUAGAGCAUAAGCAAUAUAUUGCCUCCAGGUUCAACCACAUAGUUGCUCUGAUGGAAUACGCGAGUAACAUGGAAGGUACAGAUGAUGGUAUUGAUCAGCAUGUACAAGACCACGAAAUGAAUCAAAAGUUGAAUGCGCAAGCAUCAGAAAUAGAGACACUAUCAUCUGACACAUCUGAAGACGAGAAUGAAACUGUGGAAUAUAUAGACCACAGGUCUCAACAGCAGAGAGAGAAGGAAUGGGAAGAAGAAAGAUGUAUACAAGACACAUUGAGGGAAAAGGAAAAGAAAGAGUGUCAAGAGCUUCAGCAACCUUCCGACCCCUUGGAUCAGUUAUUUAGCGAUGAAGAUGCUCUCAAAUACCUUAAAUUCUCGAAGAGCGAUCUAAGACGACUGGCGAAGCUCUUAGAAAUGAACAUUCAGCCACCGCCUUGGGGAGGAGACAUCAGUGGUCCUGAGGCCCUAGCAAUACUUCUCUUUAGAAGCUCAGAGACUGUCAGUCUCGAUGAAGAGGAAUACCACUUUGGAAGGUCCAAAGAUAUGCUGAGACACGUCAUCAAUGUUGUCAUCGCUUUCUUGUGCCGUAAAGUUGAGGAUAAGGUUAAUGUUUUCGAUAACAACUUGAGAGAGCAAAGAGUUAAACUCUUCAAUGAUGCCAUUAGGGCCAGAGCUGACGAGAUUGGAUCCCAUGCCUUUGAUGAUGUUUGCGGAUUUGUUAGCACUCUGCCUGUGUCAAGACGGACCCAGAGUUACGCACCUUGGUAUGACGGGCCGCAAGAGUUUUACUCAUCCCAAGUAGUAACGACUCCUGAUGGAAUUGCCAGCUCCUGUGUACGCCCAAGAAGCUCUAAUGGAACAAACCCAUUCGUGUUUUAUGAAGUGCUCCAUCGGCUCAAGGUUAUUUAUCCGUACAAGAUCCUUGGCGACUCAGAGUACGAAGCUGUGUUCAAUGAGCUUCAAAAACGACAUAUUGACAAGGAUAAUCUUAUUCUGAAGUAUGUAACCGAUGACGACGAAGCCAAUGAGGUUCUAGUUGUUAACGAAUGGAUGCGUCAGUCUUUAAGAACAGAAUCACCUCGUGUCUUCUCAGUCACUCUACCUUUAGAGGGUGACCAUCUGCACGAUUUGUUUUAUAUAGGUGUCUUUCUAUCGAACUGUCGAACUUGCUUACGUGGAGGAAACCGGAUAUCUGAUUACUUCCACGUUGCACCACCAACCAUUGAAGAGUAUAUAAACUCAUGAUAUCCCUGUCGAUGUUCAUAAACAACUUACGAAGUGAUUUACUUAGGGGAGCAAUGACAGUCAAAAAUACUGAAAGGUGUUCAAUAGCAGUGAUAUGUCAUCUGAGUUUUCGCAUUCAUUGGUAAACAUUGUUUAUCGAUACAAACUGCUUGGACUUGUU
This is a messenger RNA of Williopsis jadinii, 1603 nucleotides long. RefSeq lists its product as uncharacterized. Bases 70 to 1443 code for a protein of 457 amino acids. The record is from RefSeq and is a predicted model, not a curated record. Lineage: Eukaryota; Fungi; Ascomycota; Saccharomycetes; Phaffomycetales; Wickerhamomycetaceae. The transcript has a single exon.